CGUAACUCUAACACCACACACAGCACCGACGAUACUACAGCCACCUUUACUGGGCUUAGAGGCCAGCUCUGCAUUUUUACAUAUCCAUAUCUGAGCGAGUGCCCUCUCAGUCAAUGCAGUUACACCAGCCAGCCUCCAGGGGGCAGGGCACACACUGGUGCAGCACACUGGCUCAACUCUGUGGCCUUGUAGGGAAAUGUGUGUGUGUGUGUGCAUGCUUAUGUGUGUGUAAGUGCAUGUGCAAGUGAGGUCUGAAUUUGAGUCAGAAGCCCCCUUUAGUAUGUUGAUAAAUGUAUAUUAAAACAACAACUAAGAGAUGGUUGAAAAGAGAAAGAGAGAGGGGUGGAGGUUGUGUCAGAGGAAGUGAUGGUGUCAUGAUCAGUUGAGUACCUGGCUCAUAACGGCAUUGGAGCUCAGACGUGGAAAGAGAGCGCGAGAGACAGACAGAUAGAGGAACCUGCCUAAGAACACCCAGGCUUCCGCAGGCACUGCUGACCCAUCCGCCGUCUAGCAGCGCUGGCUGACGACCUCCCUUCUGACAGCAGAACCAACCCCAGCCCAAGCCCCAGCAGGCUGUGUCAGGAUGUACCAGAAGCAGCCCCACCUGUCGGGGCCCCAGUGCUCGGUCAUCCAGGGGGGCUACACGUCGCCCGCCUCCCUCUCCUACUCCGUCCUCAGCCACGCCGGGCCCUCCACGGCCAUGGGGGGGCACAUGGGGGUGACCCCCGAGAGCGUCCCCUCCUCGGCCAGCCACAGCCAAAUGAGCCAGGAGGCCGGGGGGCUCUACUGCCAGCCUGUGGGGGCCCAGGGGCCCGGCAUGGCAUACAUGGCAGCGCCCGCCUGCUCCACCAGCACGGGAGAUCACCAGAGCCAACAGAACCAUAUGGGACAGCAGCUGAGGCUCAGCGUAGCGUCCGUCUCCUCUGACGAUGUGCUGCCCUGUUUGGCGUCUUUCUGUCAGGACUUCCCCUCCUUCCUCCUGCCUCCUCCUCCUCCCCCUCCCCCGGGUCUUCAUCAUCGUCAGCCGGUGGCCAAGAAGGGCAUGAACAAGGACAGCAUGGAGUACCGUCUGCGUCGCGAGCGCAACAAUGUGGCCGUGCGGAAGAGCCGGGAUAAGGCGCGGCGCCGCAUCCAGCUGACCCAGCAGAGGGCGCUGCAGCUGCAGCAGGAGAACCAGCGGCUCCAGCUGCUCAUUGAGCAGCUGACCCACGAGCUGGACACGCUCAGGCACUUCCUGGCCCAGCGGCCACUGCGCUCCAAAGCUGAGGAGGAGAGCUGCUGACCAUCACCACCACACGAGGACCCGAGAACACACACGCAGAUAGACACACACACACACUCUCUUUCUCUCUCUCUCACACACACGCACGCACACAAACACAUGCGUCCCUAACGCUACCUAACUACCUACCUGCAGGCCUAAUCUAAGACAUGUCAACUCCUCCACAAGUCACACAUGCACUGGGCAAGAGCAGACACUGAACACCAGUGGGGUACCUGAGGCCCGCCGAGCCACCUCACAAAACAGUACACAACCCCUUCAAAAAACCUUUUUACAGUCAAUAAACAACAAGACUAAAAACGACCUCUGACUGCGAAAGUGAGCUCUUUGUGGUCAGUAGUUACUCUCCAAAACUAUUAGACAUUAGCGGCCGUGGAAGAAAAGCAACUUACUGUUGGUCUCAGUAGGCCUACAGCAGUUUUCACAAGACGAUCCGUUCAAAAAAAUAGUUCAGUAAAAUGCAUUGAUUAAUAUUUGUAUGUAAACUAGAAUGUGUGAAUAAAAAAGUUUCAUGUUAA
Alosa sapidissima (American shad) is the source of this 1800-nucleotide messenger RNA. It is a transcript of the gene cebp1, whose product is annotated as CCAAT/enhancer binding protein (C/EBP) 1. The record is from RefSeq and is a predicted model, not a curated record. Gene Ontology annotation, molecular function: DNA-binding transcription factor activity, RNA polymerase II-specific; RNA polymerase II cis-regulatory region sequence-specific DNA binding. Gene Ontology annotation, biological process: regulation of transcription by RNA polymerase II; myeloid cell differentiation; DNA-templated transcription. Bases 584 to 1282 code for a protein of 232 amino acids. The transcript has 5 exons. NCBI's taxonomy places the organism in Eukaryota, Metazoa, Chordata, Actinopteri, Clupeiformes, Clupeidae.